Hydractinia symbiolongicarpus is the source of this 2173-nucleotide messenger RNA. RefSeq names its product adhesion G protein-coupled receptor E5-like. Gene Ontology annotation, biological process: adenylate cyclase-activating G protein-coupled receptor signaling pathway; cell surface receptor signaling pathway. The transcript is spliced from 4 exons. Gene Ontology annotation, molecular function: G protein-coupled receptor activity. The record is from RefSeq and is a predicted model, not a curated record. Bases 620 to 1507 code for a protein of 295 amino acids. Gene Ontology annotation, cellular component: membrane. NCBI's taxonomy places the organism in Eukaryota, Metazoa, Cnidaria, Hydrozoa, Anthoathecata, Hydractiniidae.
GAGUGUUUUUUUACAGAGUACGUCGCGAUAUCUAAGUCAACAUUUAAUGAUGUGAAUCUCUAUUUCAAAGUGUAUAACCCCAGAUUAUAAAUAGCAAAGCCAUUAAAAAUGAAGUUAAAUUCUUGGCCUAACAGGAACAACUACCCACUCCGAAUUUUUGUGAAAAAAAAUGUAAGUUAAAGUUUAAAUGAUUUUUAUUUCUUUAUUAAGCGGCGUGUGCCUGUUCAUUGGAAUAUUUUUGUUGAUUUAACUAAAUUAAUUGUUUAGCAGACAUAAAAAAAAACACUUUUCUGAAUGAAAUAAAACACACCUCCCUAAUGUUGAAGGAAAUAGUUUGGCUUAAUAAUUUCUUCGAUGGUAAGUGAUUAAAUACCCAUUGUGGCUCACAGACAGGCAAGUUAGAGAUAGAAUCAAUAGCUACAUUAUAGAUGCAUUUUGUGUAACAAUUACAUAACAAGACACCUUUUAAUACUCAGGAAAAGACAGUUCACACGCUAAAAGGAGUAAACAAAACUUCUGGUCAUCGGAAGGAUGUCAAACAAUUUCAGGAAAAACGAGUUCUGAUUUUGCACAUUGCACGUGCAAAGAAUAUUCCGCAGUUACAUUAAUUAGCCAACGCAUGGUAAAUCCAACGGACAAAAACAUUACAAAACUCAGUGCAAUAACAUGGUUUGGAACUGGUAUACUAAUUCUGGCUUUAGUUGUGACAAUUGUAGUUUCUUCUAUAUUUCGAAAAUCCACAAAGUUGUUUUUGCCGUUUCUGUGCGUUUUAUCUUCGUGGCUUUGCUUGGUUAUAACCUUUGCCUUUGGUGUGGCAAAAACUGAUUCAGAAAAGGAGUGUCGAAUCGUUGCAGCAAUUCUGCAGUUCUUCUUGAUUUCGACAUAUUGUUGGAAUUUGGUGUUUACUUAUUUAAUGCACAAAUCUCCAGAAAAUGAAAACGAUAUAAAAGUAUUGGCAAAGGCAGUCACAUUUGCUUUAGGAGUUCCAAUCUUUGUAGUUUUGGUUACUGCAACAACAAUCACAAAUUCGUACGGAGGGAACCAGUUUUGCGUACCCUAUGAAACGGCAUUCUAUGUUGGUGUUUUGGUCCCUGUUGUAAUUUUAUUCAUUGUAAAUUUGUACAUGUUGAUUUUGGAUUAUUAUCACAUGCCAAAUGGUGUUUCUAACGCAAAUCACGAAGACCAACAAGGGCAGCAAAAGAAAUUUCAAGGCAAUUCAAGUGAUUUAAUAAAGGCGUUGCUACUGUUGAUGGUUAUCAGUGUGGUCUUUGUAACAGCAAUAUGUUUAAUUGAAUACGUUUCUACAGUGAUGGAAGUGAUUUUUUUGGCAAUCUGCAUGAUUUCGUUUGUUUUCAUGGCUGUGUGUUUUAUAGCUAACAAGAUUUGUGGACGUUACAAGAACAACUUAGAGAUUAGGAAGACAGUUCGAAACGUGUCAAAAGACGAAAAAGAACAACGUGUAGGCAUUCGCUUGUUAUCACGGAACGAAAACGUUGAUACAAACUAAAUUUUAUUUUGGUCUUGAGAAAGCAAACGAAUGAUAAAAAGUCUGUUGGGCUGUUGUAAAGUGUUUCCUUAUGCAGUGUUUAAAAACACGAUUUUGUUCCAUAUAAACUUUUGUUGUUAUAGAAAUAAUAGAUCUUUAUAUUUGUCCAAUAAACGUGGAGGAUUUGAUUAGUAUCUGAUAUAUCUUUCAUCCAAUAUUAUGCAUAACGCACACAAUGUAGGAGAAAUAAGCUUUCAGCAAUAACAUAUACAGGUUACAACAUUUUGCUUUAUCAGAGAGUAUCUUAUGAAAAAUCUGGACAGUGAUACCAUAAAUAAUAAUCAUCAUUGACGAAUUUACACAUUUUUAUAGCAACAAAAGUUUAUAUGCCACAAAGUCGUAUUUUAAAUGCUAAUACAUCAUUCGACGAACAUAUUCCUUAUGAUGUCAAAGAAAAGCUACUCGUGAAUAAUCCUGUUUCGUCAAAUAUGAACAAUUUUAAGUUUUAGACGAUUUUGUAAAGAAUUUAUUCCAAUAUGAAACUGUUCCAGUGAACGCUCCUGUUGCACAGUUUCUGAUAUAAGUAUUUUAGUUUAACUAGUAAAGUUAAAGAAUUAACGCCCUACGAUAUUACUUAACACAGUAAGACCGUUAUGAUGCAGUAAAACAUAGUUAAAAAAUCCUGAA